UCAUCCGGUCAAGAGCUGAUUCCAGUCUCAAGAUGAAACUGAAAACAGUGGUUGUGGUGCUCAGUGCAGUGGCACUAGUGUCUGCUGGAGGAGGAGGAGGUGGAGGAUAUGGUGGAGGUGGAGGUGGAAAAGGAGGUGGAGGUGGAGGUUAUGGUGGAGGUGGAAAAGGAGGUGGCGGUGGAGGCUACGGCGGAAGUGGCGGCGGUGGUGGAGGAUUUGGAGGCGGAGGUUAUGGAGGAAGUGGAGGAGGAGGAUAUGGAGGAAGUGGAGGAGGCGGAGGAGGAUUUGGAGGCGGUGGUGGAUACGGCAGCAGUGGAGGUUAUGGUCGUUAAGAAGGACUGUUCCGAAAUCUCAGACUGUCUAAGAAUUCCCUGAAUAAACCCAUUACAACGGCCCUUUACAUUUCAUUCCGAACCUUUCUUUGCAUUUCAUCAAAUACCGAACGAUGGAACCGUCUCUCAACCACUUUGUUGUUAUGAAACUUUUCAAUGUCUGUUCUUUUCUCCUCUCAAUGAAAACCUGAAAGAGGACAGUUUUCCAGUGAACUGAAUAAUAAAUAUCUAGACAAUCAAA
Molecule: messenger RNA, 573 nt
Organism: Macrobrachium nipponense
Lineage: Eukaryota; Metazoa; Arthropoda; Malacostraca; Decapoda; Palaemonidae
Exons: 3
Coding region: 33-332 (99 amino acids)
Source: RefSeq, a predicted model, not a curated record